Trematomus bernacchii (emerald rockcod) is the source of this 3000-nucleotide messenger RNA. It is a transcript of the gene fynb, whose product is annotated as FYN proto-oncogene, Src family tyrosine kinase b. Gene Ontology annotation, biological process: cell differentiation; innate immune response; cell surface receptor protein tyrosine kinase signaling pathway. The record is from RefSeq and is a predicted model, not a curated record. NCBI's taxonomy places the organism in Eukaryota, Metazoa, Chordata, Actinopteri, Perciformes, Nototheniidae. Gene Ontology annotation, cellular component: extrinsic component of cytoplasmic side of plasma membrane. Gene Ontology annotation, molecular function: non-membrane spanning protein tyrosine kinase activity; signaling receptor binding; ATP binding. The transcript is spliced from 14 exons. The coding region runs from base 190 to 1959 and encodes 589 amino acids.
UGUGGCCCUGCAGAGCUAACGCCAUCACAGCAGAGCACGGCGUCCUGUCAGAGCGUUUCUACAUAACGGAAUGGAAUAUAGAGCUGCGGGUCACUAGACGCGUGUAAACUGGCCUCUGUUUUGGCGGCACACAAAGCAAUGUGGAGGAAAUAAAAAUCCUGAUACGCUGAAAACCAGAGAUUAUAGAGAAUGGGCUGUGUGCAAUGCAAGGAUAAGGAAGCAACCAAAUUGACAGACGAGAGAGAAACCAGCCUCUCCCAGGGGGGGAGCUACCGCUAUGGGGCUGACCCCACGCCGCAGCACUACCCCAGCUUGGGGGGCGCCGCCAUCCCCAACUACAACAACUUCAACACCCCCGUCGGACAGGGGAUGACUGUCUUCGGGGGGGUCAGCACUUCCUCUCACACUGGAACCCUGAGGACUCGUGGAGGGACCGGAGUCACCCUCUUUGUGGCACUUUAUGACUACGAGGCGCGGUCAGAAGACGACCUCAGCUUCAGGAAAGGAGAACGCUUCCAGAUCAUCAACAGCACUGAAGGGGACUGGUGGGAUGCUCGCUCGCUCACCAGCGGGGGCAGUGGCUACAUUCCCAGUAACUACGUGGCUCCAGUGGACUCCAUCCAGGCUGAGGACUGGUACUUUGGUAAAUUGGGCCGUAAGGAUGCAGAGAGGCAGCUGCUGUCCACUGGCAACCCUCGAGGAACCUAUCUGAUCCGGGAGAGUGAAACCACAAAGGGUGCCUUCUCUCUGUCCAUACGGGACUGGGACGAUGUGAAAGGGGACCAUGUCAAGCAUUAUAAGAUCCGAAAGCUGGACAGUGGCGGUUACUACAUCACCACCAGGGCUCAGUUUGAUACUCUGCAGCAGCUGGUGCAGCACUACUCAGACCGGGCUGCCGGGCUCUGCUGCCGCUUGGUGGUCCCCUGCCACAAGGGGAUGCCCCGCCUCGCAGACCUGUCCGUUAAAACUAAGGAUGUGUGGGAGAUCCCGCGGGAGUCGCUGCAGCUCAUCAAGCGUCUUGGGAACGGGCAGUUUGGGGAGGUCUGGAUGGAGAGUGCGGAUGGUUUGUGCUUUAAUUUAACGGCCGUGUGUGUGAACCACAUCCCUGACACUGUGGGCUUGAGUCAUGAUGCCUGGGAGAUCAGCAGAGACACUCUUGUGAUGGAAAUAAAGCUGGGCACGGGAUGUUUUGCUGAUGUGUUUUACGGAACGUGGAACGGCACCACUAAAGUGGCGGUGAAGACCCUGAAGCCCGGCACCAUGUCCCCCGAGUCCUUCCUGGAGGAGGCUCAGAUCAUGAAGAAGCUGCGCCACGACAAGCUGGUGCAGCUCUACGCCGUGGUGUCGGAGGAACCCAUCUACAUCGUCACAGAGUACAUGGGCCAAGGAAGCCUGCUGGAGUUCCUGAAGGACGGAGAAGGCCGGGGGCUGAAGCUGCCCAACCUGGUGGACAUGGCCGCUCAGGUGGCCGCCGGCAUGGCCUACAUCGAGAGGAUGAACUACAUCCACAGAGACCUGCGCUCCGCCAACAUCCUGGUGGGAGACAACCUGGUGUGCAAGAUCGCUGACUUUGGCCUGGCCCGACUCAUCGAGGACAACGAAUACACCGCCCGGCAAGGGGCCAAGUUCCCCAUCAAGUGGACGGCCCCCGAGGCCGCGCUCUACGGGAAGUUCACCAUCAAGUCUGACGUGUGGUCCUUCGGCAUCCUGCUGACGGAGCUGGCCACCAAGGGUCGUGUGCCUUACCCAGGCAUGAAUAACCGGGAGGUUCUGGAGCAGGUGGAGCGGGGCUACAGGAUGCCGAUCCCCCAGGACUGCCCCGUCUCCCUGCACGAGCUCAUGCUGCAGUGCUGGAAGAAGGAUGCUGAGGAGCGGCCCACCUUCGAGUACCUGCAGGCCUUCCUGGAGGAUUACUUCACAGCCACGGAGCCUCAGUACCAGCCCGGGGACAACCUCUAGACCCGGGGACAACCUCCAGACCCGGGGACAACCUCCAGACCCGGGGACAACCUCCAGACCCGGGGACAACCUCCAGACCCGGGGACAACCUCCAGACCCGGGUCGGAAACUGGUAGAAACUCUGGAGCCUUCCCAGCCUUUGUUGAAUGAUCUGUACAGCUUCCUCAGUUCCACCUACAAAACUCCCCUCCCCCCCCCCCGAAUCCCCCCCACCAUGUCUGAACUCUGCAAAUGCUAUAAGCAGGGAAGUGGGGGGGUGGAUGAUGGACGGAGUUAACUGAUAAUGCAAUGUAUUCAAUGUAAAUAAGAAAGCUGGUUUUACUUUGUGUGUUUGCUUUAAGAUUGUAUUUUCUCCUGCACACAGCGAUGAAGGAUGCGUGUGACCUGACCCUGGAUCAGACUGUAGCCUUCUCCAGAGGUUCCAUUGGAUGCCAACAUAUAUUUUUUUCUAAUUUUCAAAUUGUGUAAAUAAUUCAGGCCCAGAUGAUUUCUUUAAUCUUAACUUCUUCUCAACUGCAGAGGCUUCUCAGACGAGCAGACCUCAUCACUUUGAAAACAGUUGGAUGAAAGAUAUGUCUUGGUUCUACUGCAAGUGUUGUUUCUGUUAGCUGGAAGAAGAAAGCUUGGGUUAUCUUGAAUGUUUGUCAGGUGGUGUAGAGUGCUGCAGCUGGACCUGGACCGCUCUCCUCCUCCCUGAUUCCUUCUUUACGUUCCACUUGUUUCAUUUGGACUAUUUGACUUGAGAACCCUUUCAAAUGAAAGGCACUUGGACUGUGUGUUCAGAGGAGGCUUCAACACUUCAGAACAGAAGUCAGGAUCUGAAGCCACUGAAUGAAGAUGAGCUGAUCAGGUCUCAAUGCACAUGGUUUUGUUGCCAUGGAAACCCCUUAUUUGUUCAGUUUUACAGCUAAAUGGUUUUAAGUGUCGCUUACUUUCCUUUCUUUACACUUUUUCAUUUCCAUUUUUAACAUAACUUGUUUUGUUCAUUCAGUGAUUUGGCAUUUGAAUUUCAGAAAAGAACAAUAAACCUUUUACACUCUU